Messenger RNA from Apis cerana (Asiatic honeybee), 885 nucleotides. It is a transcript of the gene PGRP-S3, whose product is annotated as peptidoglycan recognition protein S3. The record is from RefSeq and is a predicted model, not a curated record. Lineage: Eukaryota; Metazoa; Arthropoda; Insecta; Hymenoptera; Apidae. Gene Ontology annotation, biological process: peptidoglycan catabolic process; innate immune response. Gene Ontology annotation, molecular function: zinc ion binding; N-acetylmuramoyl-L-alanine amidase activity; peptidoglycan binding.
UGUUGCUUUGCAUUGUAUGAACUUUAGUCGAAUAAGAUAUCUUAUAGUUAUAGUAUUAAAUUCUUAUAAUUGAUCUUUUAAUUAUAAAUAUUUAAGUAAAUAAAAUUAUAUACACACACAUAUAUAUAUAUAUAUGUGUAUAUAUACAUAUAUGUUUAUAAAUAUUUACAAAAUUUUAUUUUAAUAUUCAUAAAAUGCAAAAAUUAAUAUUUAUAAUUUUUUUUCUCUUUCAAUUCUAUAUUGUUGGCGGUGACGAAAAUUGCUCCGAAAUUAUUAAACGGGACCAAUGGACUAAUAUAAAAGCAAAAAAUAUAAAUUAUUUAAUUAUUCCCAUUCCAUAUGUUAUAAUUCAUCAUACAGUUAGUUCGGAAUGUAAUUCCAAAGAUACAUGUAUUUCUAAUAUCGAAAAUAUUCGUUCUUAUCAUAUGGAUACCAAAGAAUGGCAUGAUAUCGGAUAUUCAUUUUUAAUUGGUGGAGAUGGAAAUAUAUACGAAGGUUGUGGCUGGAAUCAUGAGGGUGCUCAUACGUAUGGAUAUAAUAAAAAAUCCAUUUCAAUUGCUUUCAUAGGAAAUUUUCAAAAAAAGAGUCCAAGUAACAAAAUGUUAAAUGCUGCACAUAAAUUAAUUCUUUGUGGUAAAUCACAAGGGAUUCUUAGGGAAGAUGUUCGGGUAAUCGGAGGUAAACAAGUUACAGCUACGGAAAGUCCUGGAUUUGAACUUUAUAAACAGAUUCAAAGUUGGCCUGAAUGGGUUUCUACUCCAUAGUCAUAUAAUUUUAAUUAAAUGUAGUAAACUUAUUUAGUAAUUACUAAAUAAUAUUCUUUAGCAAAUAAUGUAUUUACAUUAUAUAUUUUUAUCAAAUAAAUUGAUGCAUCAUAAAAUCGAA